GAAAUCUUUGAGCUCCAGGGGGAGGGGAAGAACUGUGUGGCCACCAGCCUUCACAAGCACAGCACCGACCCCAGGGCUGUCAUGAGCCUGGCAGCAAAGGCUGAUGGGAAGGGGCACCUGGUAGCAGCUGGGAUGGAUGGGAAAUGCCAGCUGUUCAGAAUAACAAAAAGCAAGGAGGCAUCUGAUGAGGGAGAGCAAGAUGUAGAUAAAGAAGCAAGUAGAGUUAAUCAAGCAGGCAAGAGGGGUAAGAAGACAGGAGAGAGAGAGGGUGGGAAGAGAGGAAGGAGAAAACGUGGAAAGAAAACCAAAUCUGCCGAAAAUGAAGCCAACUUGAGAAAGAGAAAAGGGUCGACAGGAAACAAGGCAGAGAAGUCUGCAGAGGUGACAGAACAGAGUAGUGAAUACAAGGUGGAGUCAUUGGCCUGCGUAGAUACUGACUUCCACAAGGAGGAGCCUUUUCAGAAGGUGGUGCGAUUCAGCAGGGAUGGUGACAUCAUCGCCACAGGAGGGGCAGAUGGGCAUGUUAGGGUAUGGAAGGUCCCCAAGCUUGAGAAGAAGCUGGACAUUAAGGCCCACCUGGAUGAGAUCGAUGACCUGGAUAUCAGUCCAUCAGGGAACAAGAUAGUGUCUGUGUCCCGAGACUACCAUGCCUAUGUGUGGAAGGUAGAGAGCGGUAAGAGGGAGGCAGAACUACACUGGGAUAAGAAUGUGCCAGAAAAGAGCUACAGAAUAAAGGCUGUAAGGUUUGGCACAUCGCAGGAGAAGAAGUCAACAGUACAGCUGUACACGAUGCACAUCCCGGCACGGAGAGAGAGGAAGCCUCUCCCCUGUUACCUCACCAAGUGGGACGCCAUGAAGUUUGUACCAGUCAAGACACAAUCUACAGGCACUGAGCUACUGUCUUCUCUAGCCGUCAGUGAUGAUGGAGUAUUUCUUGGGGUGGGAACCAACUCUGGUGAUACCAUGAUAUAUGUGUCCUGGAGUCUACAGAAAGUUCACCGGGUGAGUGAGGCCCAUGGCAUCUUUGUGACUGGUCUAUGUUUCCUCAAGAAUAAUGCUAUAACAGCAGAACUGACCAAAGGUGCUGAGACUGCCCUGGUCAGUGUGUCUGCUGACCAUCAUGUAAACCUGACACCACUGCGACCCAGAUUUAUGGUGAGUGUGUGGUUUGCUGUGAUCGGUUUCCUGGUGCUGGUGGUAGUAGUCAUGAUCUACCUUGGACAACAGGGACUCAUAUAGAGAACGUCUGGCUUGCUGCAGAGAAGCAAAUGCUUUUUUUUAUAACUAUAAAUAAGUUAUAGUUCUAUUUGGUCUUACUAAUCAAAGGGACUUCUUUCUUUGGUAGGAAAUUGUCAUCUAACUAAAGGGAUUUCUUUCUGUUACAAAAUUUACUACGUAAAGCCAUUACCAUUUUGUUGUAUGAAUUAUUAACUGUAAAUCUAUAAGUCUGACAUAACUCAAUGAAAUCAGAUUUUGCAAACAUAUCUACUUCUGUUGCUUGUAACAAUUUGAAAAGUAGCCAUUUUUAGAUAAGAAUUGGAGUUUUAGUUGAGGCAGACAUCAUUUUAGUUGAGACAGACACCAUUACAAUUGAAAUGGUAGCAAUAAUCUACGUAUCAAGCAAGUCCAUCCUUUUUAAUGGAGCUUGAGAAAAUGUGAAUCCAGCAAUAGUAAUAUAUGUGCUACACAAUCGUGUGAAGUCAUGUUGUAGGAUGGCACUUGAAUUGACUUUAUAUUUAUUGUAUUCAGAGCUGAAGGAAUUGAUGUUAUCAAAUCAUGUCAUGACAAUGUUGGAAAUCUGUUCGCAACAAAUUAACGUUAGUUGAUCGUAGGACAACUAUUUUGAUACUUGAGUGUAUUGCAGUGAAGUGACUUGAUUUCAGAUCUUGCCUUGUGUACUAUAUGUACCUUUGUAUAUCAGUGUCUAUGUGGGAUGUAGUGUCAGACUUCUGUGUCUGAAGGCUAGAGCCCACCACAACCUUCUCCACACCAUGGCUAGGAGUCGUGAGCAGUGUUAUCUGUUGGUUGGCCAGGUAGACAAGUCGGCAAAUGUGCUCAGAGAAUGAUACUGGAGCUAGAAUAUGAUGGAUUCCAGGCUAUUCCCAGCCCAGCACUGACCUUAGUUGGGGUCAGUAAUCGGGAGCAAAGUUGUAGAAAGGUUCUGAAUGUGUGACAUUCAUUAAAGUAACAUAGUUACGUCUACAGUGGUCAGAUUAUUGGUUUGUACUGUGUAGUAAACAUCAAUAUUGAAUCUGGACCACCUGUGAUAGUACCUGCAUUAGCACAGGGAUGACUUAAAUUAUAUGUUUAUCCUUCAAGUACAUGUAAACCAUUGACUUUCUCAAUAACAAGGUAUCGUUAACGGUACCUUUAUCUCCUGUGAUAUUGCCCGCCCAUUCUUGCCCCAUUGUCCUGUUCUUAAUGCACCAUUUGAAUGUAAGUUUGUACAUGUACAAUGUCUGCGGGAAAUAUUUUGAUGUGGAAAACAGCACAUCCAGAGAUUUUUUUUUGUAAUACGCUUCUAGAUAACAUAUUGCUUAUGUUUGUUGUUGUUGAUACUCAACUUCACGUGAUUAACUAAAUUGCAGUGGAUCAUUUCUACAAUGUUUCUUGUUUUGCCCCUUUAUUUGCCUGAGGUUUGUUGAUGAUCACAAUUGUGUAACUUGCGUAAGUGAAGGUGUCCUGGGUACAAACCAGAUACCUAGAAAGGCUUGCAUUAGUGUGUUUUCAUUUGGUAUGAUUACUUUAAGAAUUAUUACUGUGUUGGUUUGAUAAUUAUGGAAUAUGGUAUGAUGAAAUGAGCCUGAAUAAAUCACGCUUCUAGCAACUCUCCCACUGGUCAAGCCC
Molecule: messenger RNA, 2847 nt
Organism: Branchiostoma floridae (Florida lancelet)
Lineage: Eukaryota; Metazoa; Chordata; Leptocardii; Amphioxiformes; Branchiostomatidae
Product: prolactin regulatory element-binding protein-like
Biological process (GO): protein secretion
Cellular component (GO): endoplasmic reticulum membrane
Molecular function (GO): GTPase activator activity; protein binding; guanyl-nucleotide exchange factor activity
Source: RefSeq, a predicted model, not a curated record